This is a messenger RNA of Nematostella vectensis (starlet sea anemone), 3998 nucleotides long. Its product is annotated as zinc finger protein 91. Lineage: Eukaryota; Metazoa; Cnidaria; Anthozoa; Actiniaria; Edwardsiidae. Gene Ontology annotation, molecular function: RNA polymerase II cis-regulatory region sequence-specific DNA binding; DNA-binding transcription factor activity. The record is from RefSeq and is a predicted model, not a curated record. Bases 251 to 3643 code for a protein of 1130 amino acids. The transcript has 5 exons. Gene Ontology annotation, biological process: regulation of transcription by RNA polymerase II.
ACACAGAUGAGCUCAUCAUAUGCAAGAUGAUCGCUUUUAUUCAGAUGCGAGAUAACAGAGAGCAAAAAAACCCUAUGUGUUCAAGGCCAUUACACCGAUUGCACAAUAAUCUAGAUUAGCCCACUAUCACAGCCUUUCGAAGUCCCCUACUCUACAAGAAAAUUCAAGCGAAAGUCAGAAGCCAAGAUUUCCAUUUGACAGAAAACCCACGCUACAACAGUCAACAUAAAGCAACGAGUCGGUCCCAAUUAUGAGUUCUGAUUCUGAACAGCUGUGUGUUGUGGAUAGCGACACAGGCCAAAUUCUCUACUACUUCAAUCCUACCACAGGAGAAAUGAAAUGGGUUAAUCAACCUCCCAAGGAAUUGGAAGUUUCAAAAGAUUGCAGCAGUCAACAAUCCGAUUCACGAGCAGAUAACAGCUUCACCCCAACUGAUGAUGCUGUAAAGCCUUCCAUUGAUGCCUCCCCAGGGAACCCCCCUACAGUCCAAACUGCAUCUGGAGUAGUUCCCAAAGAAUGUUCAAACUUUAUAUCUGGUGAGGUGGUGACAGUACUUCUUGAACCAUCCCCCAAGAAAAACAAAGACAACGGUUCUGCAGAACAGAAAAGGGGCAAAGGAGCUGAGAACAGUUCAGAUGGUUCAUCAAUAUCAGUAUUUCAGUGUCAGCAUUGUGAUAAGGUUUGCAGCAACAAAAGACAGUACGUGAAACACCUAAGGUAUCACCAAAAGUCUUUCAAACACAAAUGCCCUUGUUGCCCUGAGAAGUUCAAUGACCCAUCUAGCUUGGCAUUGCAUGUGGCAUGUCACGUAAAAUCCAAAGGGUUUCUAUGUGGGCAAUGUAACAAGUGUUUUACCUCUGAUCGCCAACUAGCAGAGCAUAUGGUUCAACACUCCGGAAUCAAGCCAUUCAUAUGUCAUUUUUGUAGAUCUGGUUUCACUCAUUCCUUAGCUCUAUCAAGACAUGUUAUACUCCAUCUUAAUGAACAGUCUUGUCGGUGUAAUUACUGCAAAAAGUCAUUUAAAGGCAUCAGAGAGCUUUCAGUUCACAUCCUUACUCAUAUGGACUCCCAAAAGUCUCAAACUAGAGGAGUGGCAUCGGAUUGUGAAUUUUCCAAAAACAGUUUUGAAGGUGAAAGUAGCCUGAAGCAUAACACAGAGAAAUUUAAUCAGCCAAGAACCCCAGCUAAAGUCCCUUCCAUUAACCCACUACAGCAACUUCAAGCUUUGAUAUUCAAGGAAACACCAUCAUUCGAGAGCCGCACCAGACAGAACAAACCACCACCGUUGUUGGCUAGUAACCAAGUUAGUGUAAGAGCAGAGCGAUCAGACGUUGCUAUGAAGGAUGUAGCCAAAUGUAGUCAAGAUGGUGAAGGGGUUGUUGGUCCAUUAAAACAGCUGCAACAGCUAGCUGGCGGUAAGGCAAGCUCCACCAAAAAACAUCAAGAAAGGCAGGUAGCUAUGGUUGUAAACCUAUCUGAAGUCUGCAAUGGUGUUGAAGCCAAGCCCAAACAUGAUAGUCCGAUGGAUGGUAAUCCAAGCCCUUUGCCUCAAGGGGCACAUCCUGCUGACUCUAACAGUACUGAUGGUGCGGGAGACCUUAAGAUCUUGAGAUGUAACAAGUGUGACAAGAUCUUUUCAAGUUCGUCGGAACUCGUCAGGCAUUUCCACCAUCAUAUGGAUGUCUACCAGUGUACCAAAUGUGACAAGACCUUCGCGCGGGAGUGUGAACUCAAGAUGCAUUUGAUAAUGCAUGAUAGCAAACCCACCCUGACCUGCCCAAAAUGCGAUAAGACAUUCAUACACUCGCACGGACUCAAUCUUCACCUUCGUGUCCAUACUGGCGAAAAACCCUUCACGUGCAAACACUGCGGCAAGGCGUUCGCCCACUCUGGAAACCUUACAGUCCAUCUGCGCACGCAUACUGGUGAAAAGCCGUAUCAAUGCGAAUACUGCCACCAGGCGUUCAAUCACUCUAGCAACCUUAAGAACCACAUGCGCCUGCACACGGGGGAAAAACCGUACAAGUGCCGCGCAUGUGACCGCACCUUCUCGCGUAGCUCGCAUCUUCGCAACCACGUGAUCAGCCACAGCCUUGGCAAGACCGAGACUCCCAUGCACAGAUGCGAGGUUUGCGACAAGAGUUUCCCAGAGCUUGAUCUUCUCACAGAACAUCUCAAAACUCACAAUGACAUGCGCCCUCACCAGUGUCGCUUCUGUGGCAAAGCAUUCACAGUGCCCAGCGGUCUUGCUGUCCACUUGCGUACUCAUACUGGCGAGAAACCUUACCGCUGUGAGUAUUGCAGUCGUGCGUUCAGCCACUCUAGUAAUCUUAAAGUACACGUGCGCACGCAUACCGGUGAAAAGCCUUACAACUGCCCCACGUGUAAGAUAACGUUUGCCCGGAGCUCAGACCUACGAAGACACGUCUAUCUGCAGGGAUGUUCGCAGCAAAACAAGAAUAUGGGGUCACCAGUCGUGAAGCAGGAGCAGAAGUAUGCUGGGAAUAACAAUGAGAUAAAACCACGUGACGGAGAAGCGAAGGGACUGGACUACUUGUCACGUGAUCAGCAUGCCACUGGGCCAAGCGGAAGUCAGGAAGCCAUCACACGAGUUGAUCCGGUGAUAGAUGGACUUGGUCGAGAGGGAGAGGAGCAUCCCUUGCCACUUAAAAAGCGACGACGAGAUUCAGUCCCAGUCUUCUCCGAGGAUACCACAGGUCGCCCAACCGAGGGAUCCGCUCUUAGCAAGUUACGUCCAGAAGACAACAUGAAGGAGGGGGUCAGCUCGUCACAACAACCACCCGCGUUUUUGCUGUCAACGCUGGCUCUUAAGCCGCGGGCUCCACAACGAGAGGAAAGCGAUUUGCGUGAAAUGCACAAGGAUCAAUCUACGAGACCGGAAGUGGUUUCAUCGUCCCAGGGGCACCCUAGACCAAACUUCCGCAAAAUUGCGUUACACAAAGAAGACAGUCCUAAUGCAAGACCCAUUCCCUACGACUCUACAUCCAAAACGAAAGCCAGUCCUCCACAGCUUGUGUCAAACAGUGAGUCUCUUGCAGCCCCCUACCUCACUUUCCCAGAGGCAACAUUACACAAGAAACCCAAGCCUGAAGAGCUAGGGAUGUAUUCUAGCCAAACACCGCCACAGAGGAAGCCCACACACAAGGAUGAAGCAGAACAGAGAAGGUCCAGUCCUCAACAGCCCAUUACACAUAGGGAGCCCAGUCCUCAACAGUCAAUGACACAUAUGGAGCCCAGUCCUCAACAGUCAAUGACACAUAGGGUGCCCAGUCCUCACCAGUCAAUGACACAUAAGGAGCUCAGUCCUCAACAGUCCAUGACACACAGGGAGCCCAGCCCCCAACAUUCGAUGACACAUGGGCAGCCUAGUCCUCAACAGCCGAUGAAACACAGGGAGCCCAUAGUUGGUGCUCCAAGUACUCAGGAGCCUAGCCUGCACAGGGAUCCCAAAUCACACCGCGUCGUUCCUGAUCCUCGUACAAGUAAUAAGGAACCCACACCACAGGGGGAGUCAAGUCAAAGUGUGUCAAGCCCUCAAGCGCCGACCUUCGACAGUGAGCUUAUCAUCGAGACAUCAAGUCUGCAACCCUUGCAAGCUCUUACAGAGAGUAUCCAUUUCUAGAGAACCUAGCUGACUGAAACCGAGAACGGAUUUAGAAUCUGAUUUGUAUAAACGGUGAAUAUAUUUCUGAAUACUUGUUUUUAGCGCACUAGCGCUUAUUUCGAACUUAUACAAGUGUGUAAGAAAUUUUAUUGUUAUUCAAAGUUUUACUAUUUUUAUUAUAGAUGAUCUCAUUCGAUCAUGUUUUUGAUUUUACAGAAUAUAUUAAUAGUUAUCAAAAAAAAAUUUCUCUCUUAGCAUACCUCCUCAAACAUCUGUUAAAAGACUAAAUUAUUGUAAAUGCUGAGUCUUUUGUCUAGCUCGUUUCCCGGAAAACAAUAGGAUCCAUAAUACAUCAAAUAAAAUGUUCAUUGUU